This is a messenger RNA of Pedinophyceae sp. YPF-701, 420 nucleotides long. The record is from the annotation of a GenBank genome assembly. Lineage: Eukaryota; Viridiplantae; Chlorophyta; Pedinophyceae.
AUGUCUCGACUCGGAAAUUUGACAGGCACGCGCACGAGGUGGUGGCAGGGGGCUGCGUUCCAGUUCGGGGUGCCGUUCGUGGGCUCCAUGCUCAUCGGCUACGUGUUCGUGGCCAACGUCGUGGCUGACAAACUGCAUGACCGAGACAGUUUGAUGACGAUCGGCACCCGCGACGACGUGGAGUACACGGGGGACGCCAACAAGCGCCAGGUCACGUCCCUGCGCGACGAGCUGGAGGACAUGAAGCGCCGCACGGUGGCGAACGAGGAGCUGCAGAACAAGCCGACGCCGGGCGGCUCGCGCGGCCAGGGGUGGGUGGACGCGACGGCGCCGGCACAGAUUGACGAGGAGGCCGAGUGGUCGACCGCGAACGCCGCCGUCGCCACAGUCAGCCGCAACAAGCCGGGGCGCUACCAGUAG